Molecule: messenger RNA, 1584 nt
Organism: Aspergillus fijiensis CBS 313.89
Lineage: Eukaryota; Fungi; Ascomycota; Eurotiomycetes; Eurotiales; Aspergillaceae
Product: Annexin
Exons: 1
Coding region: 138-1349 (403 amino acids)
Cellular component (GO): cytoplasm
Molecular function (GO): calcium-dependent phospholipid binding; calcium ion binding
Source: RefSeq, a predicted model, not a curated record
GUUCGUUCGCAGCAUUGAAGAUGAUUCUUGAUUCUUCCUUCCACUCCCCUCCUCUCCUCUCAUAACUUACUUGCUACUUGCAAACAUCCGCAGCUUCAAGUAAACUAUUUCCAGAAUCAGCUAUCGGACAGAUAACUAUGUCCUACCCCUACCACCAGCCACCGGUGAUGCACAGCCAAGGCCCACCAGCCCAGUGGGACUACAAUCAAGGACAAGGUCAUCCAACACCUUACCCCGGACUGCACGGUGCAUAUGGCCAACAACCAUCGGCGCCAGGCUGGCUGCCGCCGCCAGGAGGAGCUCAGCAGCACGGAUACCCCGCCAACAACAACUAUCAAUAUCCACCUCCACCUCCACAGCAGCAAGGGUACGGCCCCCCUCCCGCCUUUCCAUCGCUCGGCUAUGCGCCCGGCCAAAUGGCCCCCGGGGAUUUUCGUCGCGAAGCCGACGCCCUGCGCAAGGCGAUGAAAGGCUUCGGGACGGACGAGAAGGGCCUAAUUGCCGUGCUGGCCCGGCUAGAUCCGCUGCAGGUCGCCGCCGUCCGCGCCACGUACCAGUCCCACAUCCGCCGGGACCUCUACGCCGACGUCAAGUCCGAGACGAGCGGCUAUUUUCGCCAGGGGCUCCUCGCCAUCAUCGACGGCCCCCUGGCCCACGACACGGCGCUCGCCCGUGAAGCCGUGCAAGGGAUCGGCACCAAGGAAUGGCUCCUGAACGAGGUCCUCCUCGGCCGCUCGAACGCCGAUAUCCGUGCCAUUCAAGCCGCCUACGAACGCACCUAUCGCGGUCGCUCGCUCCAGCAAGACGUCGCCGACGACCUCUCCUUUAAGACCAAAACGCUCUUCACCGCCGUGCUGCGCGCCGCGCGCCACGAGGAAAGCAUGCCCAUCGACUACCGCCUCAUCGAGAGCGAAGCCCAGAACAUCCACGGCGCCACGGCCGCCCGCAUCGUCAACAACGCGGACGAAGUCACCGCCCUCUUUGCGCGUACCUCCGACAACGAACUCCGCGCGCUCAACCAGGCCUUUGCCAGCCGAUACCAUCUGUCUCUGGAAUCGCACAUCGAGAAGGAAUUCUCCGGGCACAUGAAGGACGCACUGCUGUACAUGCUCCGGACGGCCUUGGAUCCGGCGAUGCGCGACGCGGUCUUGCUGGAAGAGGCCAUGAAAGGGAUGGGGACAAAGGACAACCAGCUGGUGGUCCGCGUGGUGCGCCUCCACUGGAAUCGCCAACACAUGGAAAUCGUCAAGCGCGCUUACCACCACCGCUUUCGGACCGAUCUAAUCCAGCGUGUGAAGGGGGAGACAAGCGGGGAUUAUCAGAGGUUGCUUGUGGCUAUGCUGGAAUAGCGGCUGCGGUUGACACGUUGUCAGGAUUUUCCUUUUGUUGUUCACUUCGUCAAGUCUCACAGUUUUCUGGGCUGCACUGGCGUUUCUUUUGUGGAUUCUAUGGUGCUACUAUACCCUCUGUUACCCGGAUUGGUACGAGAUGAUGGCCUGUGGUUUUGCUUUUCUGUUACAUUUCUUUCUUACCUUCGUCGCCUAUCCAGAUAGUUCUAAUUGAUCAAAAUCAUAACACUCACAA